This is a messenger RNA of Seminavis robusta, 4060 nucleotides long. The record is from the annotation of a GenBank genome assembly. NCBI's taxonomy places the organism in Eukaryota, Bacillariophyta, Bacillariophyceae, Naviculales, Naviculaceae.
UGUCGCAAAGCAAAAUUGUCUUUCCUUGGUGCAUGCAUCUCAGUGUUGCUGAAAAGGUAUCUACUUCACGUUUGCUCAGCGGAGCUUGCACAAGUACCGGUAUCGCCCAUUGACAACCUAACGCCACAGCCGUCACUAUGCAAGGCCUUGUUGUUCUUGUAUGCUGAGAGGUUGUCCCUUUGGUCCAACUUGCGAUCUCCCAAUGCCGACACAUCCGGUGUAAAUCGCGGGAGUGGACUCGACUCGUCAGCACUGCUGGUUUGUUGCCUUGACAGUUUUGCUCUAGCUAGUAGACGAAGAAAGACCACAUUUUUGUCCAGGAAACAUAUUUUAUCGACGCACAUUGCAAGAUGGGAGAGUUCGAGCUCGCCUAUUACUGCAGGAGGGGCGUGUGAAAUCUGAAAUCUCGGUUGAGAAGGGCACAGACCCGACAGAUUAAUUCAGCACAAGAAGUUGAAAGAAACACCGACCAUGGCAACUGAGGGAGAAGAAGUGGUCGAAGAGGUCGUCGAGGAGGUCGUCGAAGAAGAAGUGGUAGAAGAAGUAGUGGAAGAAGCAGUAGAAGAAGAAGCGCCCCCCGCUCCAUCAGGAGUGGCAGCUCUCCGUGGCUGGUUAUCGAACGUAGCUGAUGAUGCCAAGACGAAGCAAACAGGUCUUGAAGUCAAGAGGUCAUGGCAAAAGCCAAAACCAAAGACAGAACCAGCACCAGAACCUUCAGCUCAGCCAGCUCCUGAAGCAGAAACAGAGUCUGCUCCUUCUGCUACUGAGCCAGAGAAACCUCCAGAAACAGUAGAGACAGCUGAACCAGUAGCAGCACCCGAACCAUCCCCUGUUCCUGAACCAGUGUCCGCACCUGAGGCGGCCGUUGAAGCAGCUCCAGCCCCAGCCCCAGAGGCAAUCCCUGAACCAGCAGUCGAGCAGGAGCCUGUUGCUGCGCUAGCCCCAGAGCCUGUUGUCGAACCCCCUGAAACAGCUACAGAAACAGCGCCUGAACAACCAGCGACAGCAGAACCACCAACUGAGAUUACCAUCGAGGCUGAAACACCUGCUGACGCAGCAGAAGUGCAAACGCCGACUCAAGAAAUACCAGCAGAUAACGCACAUGUUCCUGAUGUUGAGCCAACGGAAGCGACUGUUGAUGCCUCAAUAGAGGAUACAAGUCCAUCGGCAGUAGAGACAGAUGGUGUUGAUGCUGAGACACCUGCCCCAGUUGAAGAAGCUGUCGCACCUCAGGGAGAAGCCCCGACCGAGGCUCCUGCAGACACGAUUGCCCCACCUGAUCAGGCUGAAGCAGUUGUAGAAGAAACCGCGGAAACUCCAGGAACACCUGGACCUGAGCCUACCGGUACAAGCGAAACAGAAGAAGUAAUUGAGGACGAGGUCGUCGAAGACGAGGUCGUUGAGGAAGAUGCAGCGGUCGCCGAAACGGAAACAGCGCCAGCCGCCGGUGAAACUACUGAAGAGGUUGUGGAGGACGACGACGAAGAGAUUGUCGAGGAAGUAGCAGGAGAUUCGCCACAAGGCGGCGCGGAAGCACAGGACCUGCUAGGAGCUAGCGAAUAUGAGGACGAAAUCAUUGACGAAACAGAGGAGGAACUCAUUGAGGAGGACGCUGAAGCUGUCUAUGGCACGAUUGAAACCGGAGAUGAUGCAGAACGAGAACUAGAGCCAGGUUCAGCUGUCGACGGUAAUAUACCUCGGAGCGAGGCAACUAUUGAUGGGUCCGCGCAAACACCUGCACCAGCCCCAUCACCCUCGACUUUCGAACCUUCAUCGAGUGCCAUGGCGCUAGAAGAGGAGCAAGUUGAAAUAGAAGAGGAGCAAGUUGAAGAGGAAGAAGUUGAAGAGGAAGAAGUUGAGGAAGGUGCGGUGGGAGCGCCUGUACCAUCGCUAAUGCCUAUGGCUCCUGGAUCAGUCGAUGGAGAAGAGGAAGAGCUGGAUCAAGAGGAAGAAGAGGAAAUUGUGGAACCCGGAGAAGGCGUAGAAUCCUUUGUCGACGAAGGGGGUGAAGAGGGACAACUGAUGAUCAUGUCAGGUGGCGAGUUUGAUAAAGAAAGCGACGAAGAGGAAUCUGAGAUAGACGAAGAGCAGAACUCAGCAGAGGGACAAGAGCUGCAGAAGACUGGAUAUGAUCAAGACGGGUACACCGAUGAGUACCAGGGCGAAGCGGUUGACGAGGAGAUAGUCUACGACGAGGAUUACGGGGAUUUACCAGGAGGCGGGCCUGUCGAUAUCCAUGAAGAGGUCGUUGAUGAAGCUUUUGAUGAUGAACCGAUCGAAACUGAGAACGAAGAACACAAGCUCCUGCUACUAGAAGACGGAAGAGCGGAUGUUGAAAACCAAAUCAUGGUGUAUCAAGAGCCAGUGAAGGAAGAUAGAGGAGGAGAAGACGACAAAUCGGAUACGCUUCUCUACGGUUGCGUGGGUCUCCUUUGUCUCUUGCUCGCUGUUGCUGCUGUCCUCCUCAUCUUAACUUUCGUCACAGAAACUAUUUUCCAAGGAGACGAUGUAUACGAUGGUUUUGUGGGGCAGCAGCCAACAACUCCGAUGGAUCCGUAUCAGCCAGGAAACUGCAAUCUAGAAGGACAAGCACAACCACAUGUUAUCUCCCAAUGCAUGUGCACCGAAAGCAUCACGACGAUGGCAGAAAACACACGCAGCAAAUACGAUAACCUGAGAGACAACUGGAUUGUCCCCAAUGUCUAUUCGAGUUGGAACCUCCCUCCUGAAUCAUGUGAACCUGCAAAUCAAGCACUCGUAUGGCUAGCAACUGUGAACAGCGCUGAUGACAUUGACUUGCUGCAACGUUACAUCCUUGCCUACCUGUUCUUUUCAACCAAAGGGGAUAAUUGGGUUGCACAGGAAAAUUGGAUUCAAGAUGUCAAUGUGUGCACAUGGUAUGGAGUGGAGUGCGCAGAUGCCAAACUGAUCGACUUCGUUAAUCUCAACAACAACGGCUUGGUGGGACCUGUCGCCCGAGAGCUGAGCCUUUUGACCAGCCUUCAAAUGCUGUCAUUCGAAUCAAACACCCUGACAGGGACUCUCCCCGGUGAGCUCUUUAACAUUGGAAAUUUGACCAGCAUGAGCCUCGCCGUGAACGCCCUGGUGGGACCAAUUCCGACGCAAGUCGGGGUGGCAACACGGCUGGACACUCUGAGUCUCGCAAGCAACACUUUUGGUGGCCCCGUUGUGUCAGAACUGGGCCAGCUUGCGAAUCUGAAGAAGCUGGAUCUCGGGUCAAAUCAAUUUGAAUCUGAGCUUCCUAAUGAGCUCUUUCAACUCACAAGACUUGCAUGGCUCAGCAUCGAAGGCAACGUUGGAAUUGAAGGCCGGAUUCCCACGGCCAUGAGCGCUUUGACUGAUCUUACCUACCUAUCAGUAUCCCGUACGAUGCUUCGAUCUCCGAUCCCUUCCGAGUAUGGGGCGCUUACCAACCUUCAACAACUUGGUAUAGCCAACACGCUUGUGGGCGGCAAGAUUCCAGAUGAGCUGGUUUCUUUGAGACAGCUCACCCACCUUGAUCUCAGUGAAAGUCGAUUUCGAAAGCCAAUUCCUGCCUUCAUAGGAAAUCUCACCGAACUGACGUCUCUGGAGUUGCAUGGAAACGGGUUGACUGGAAAGAUUCCAGACGAACUUGGAUCCUUAAGCAAACUGACAACUUUGGAGUUGGACGGAAAUCAACUAUCAGGCGAGAUCCCAUCGGCCCUCGGUGGCUUAUUCUCCUUAGUGAGCAUGACGCUUGAUGGCAAUCUGCUUACAGGUCGGCCUCCCAUCGACGUCUGCAAUCUUCGCGGUCAAUCUCUGACAAAUCUGGUAACAGAUUGUCCCACGCACCAUGCUGGGGUCCUCUGUCCGAUACCGACCUGCUGCACAUCUUGCAAUGUCAUUGCGUCAUCUCUAUAGCUGCCUGGAAUGAUGUAUUAGCCAGCUAUCCGAGCAGAUAUGGAACUUUGUGAACGAUUCUGUACCACCAACGUUUAGAAAUUACAGCGUACAGGGAAAUCAGAAAGACGCUUACUAUCAUAAUAAUUGUAUCCUAUAUUCCUACCAGCUCUACUAC